Messenger RNA from Paralichthys olivaceus (Japanese flounder), 4542 nucleotides. The record is from RefSeq and is a predicted model, not a curated record. Lineage: Eukaryota; Metazoa; Chordata; Actinopteri; Pleuronectiformes; Paralichthyidae.
AAAAAAAAACACGGAAGUAGCUGGCUGCAGCGGAGAAGGGACUGGCCUGGCCUCGUUGUUCUUUGUUUAACAUGUUAGUGGCUCUUAGUCUCCACCGUGGAUUUCCAUCUGUUCUCUGUGUGUAAGUGAGUCUGCUCGUCUGUGUCUGCGCCGGGAAGAGAGCAGGAUGUGUUGGGGGUUAACGGUGACGGUGUCCGGGGCCUGAGUGAUCGUGUUUCAGUAACGGUUACCAUUCCGCCAUGUUUUUUAUUUAGCUUUGUGAUUGUCUUUGAGGAUUUUUGCUGGAGGAUAGAUCCUGCUCGCUUCCCCACUCCUCUGCAACUAUGACCACCAUCGUCCAUGAUACUACAGAGGCAGUGUGCCUCUCUACUGACUACAACCUGUACCUCAAGCCCAUUGCCAAAAUUACUGUCAGUGUGGCGCUGCCCCAGCUUAAGCUUCCAGGCAAGAGCAUCUCCAACUGGGAGGUUAUGGAGAGGGUAAAGGCAAUGGUGGCUCCGGAGCAGUUUUCAGCCCUCCGAAUUUCCAAGAGCACCAUGGACUUCAUCCGCUUCGAAGGAGAGGUGGAGAACAAGACGGUGGUCAAAAGCCUGUUAAGCCGUCUGGAUGGAAAGAGCAUUAAACUCAGUGGAUUUACUGAUGUACUGAAGGUCCGUGCAGUAGAGAACAAGGUUGACUUCCCUACACGACACGACUGGGAUUCAUUUUUCCGCGAUGCCAAGGACAUGAAUGAGACGCUGCCAGGAGAGAGACCUGACACUAUCCACCUAGAGGGGCUUCCCUGCCGCUGGUUCAACCAGAAGGACGGUCAGUUCCCAGACCGGCCCUCUGAAGAGGUCCUCAUUGCUGUCUUUGAGACAUUUGGCAAGGUGCGACAUGUUGACAUCCCUAUGCUGGACCCCUACAGAGAGGAAAUGCUGGACAAGAACUUCAAUACAUUCAGCUUCGGGGGUCAUCUGAACUUCGUGGCUUAUGUUCAGUACCAGGAAUAUUGCGGCUUCACUAAGGCCAUGGACACUCUGCGCGGCAUGAAGCUGAUGCUCAAAGGAGACGAUGGAAAGGCAGUGGCUUGUAACAUCAAGGUGACCUUUGACACAAGCAAGCACCUGAGUGAGUUAGCUCUGAAGAGGAGGAGCCUGGAGAGGAUGAAGCUACAGGAGCUGGAGAGGCAGAGAGAGGAGCAGAAACGACGGGAGAAGGAGGAGGAGGAGCGUCGUAAGGAGGAGGAGAGGAAACACAAGGAGCAGGAAGAAGAGGAGAAGGAGAGGAGGAAGGAGGAGAGGUUGCGGAAGCGAGAGCUGAAGCUUAAGGAGAAGGAGCAGAAGAGGAACCUGAAGAGGAUGAGGCGUCACCAGGAGGAGGAGCAGAAGAAGCUGCAGAUGAAGAUUGCGAUGGAGGAGAGGAGGCUACUGCUGGCUCAGCGCAACCUGGAAUCUAUACGGCUUAUUGCUGAGCUGCUGGCCAGGGCCAAGGCCCUGAAGCAGCAGCAGCAGGAGAAAGAGAGGGCUGAACGCGAGGAGCAGGAAAGGCAGGAGCAGGCUCAGCAGAAGGAGGAAUUAGCCCGACUUCAGCAGCUGGAAGCGUGCAGACGCAAGCAAGAGCAGGAGCUCCGAAGGGUGGAGGUGGAGAAGCAGCGAGCACUGGAGCUCCAGCGUAGAGAGAAGGAGCUAAGGGAGAAACUGCUUUGCAACCUGUUGAAGAAGAGCAAUGAAAGAACCACUAAACCUCCAGGAACGCAGGACCAUGCUGAGCCUAUACCGACAGAGGAGGUCUCUGCUCCUGGCGGGAAUGAUGUGAUGUUGGGGGCUCUGGAGCGGGUGAAUGGGGGGAAGGCAGCUGAGAGCAAAGAGAAGCUAAUGUCCAAAUCAAAUGUGCACACCCAUGUUUUAGGGAAAAACAAAGCUAUGCAGGAGAACAGAGGAGCAGAGGACAGGAAGAAGAAAGGCCGGGAGGGAAGGAGGGAGGAUUUAGAGAGGAGCAGGUACGGCAGGGAGCGGGCGAGAGACCAGGACCACUCCCACAGAGAGAGGAGCUCCCGCAGCAGGGAGAGGAGGAGGAGGCGCUCCCACAGUGAUAGCAGGAGGAGGAGGAGCUCCAGUCGCCACAGGAGGAGCUCCAGUCGCCAAAGGAGGAGCUCCAGUCACCACGACAGCAAGAGGCGCAGCCAUAGCAGCAGGAGCACAAGCUCAAGUGGAGACAGGAGCAGAAGCAGCAGUGGGAGGAGUUACAGCAGGGGGAGGGGCCACAGACACAGUCACCGUAGAUACAGCAGAGCCGGCUCAAGGGGAAGCAACACAAGUAGAGAUGGGAGGAGUCACAGUCGUUACAGUCGGAGAUACAGGAGACACAGUAACAGUAGAGACAGGAGCCACUCCAGACGACGAUAAACUCAGCAGCGUUCUCAGUUUAUUUGAUAUUUUUAGAUGUUUUUGUCCAUUAGUUAAGAAACGUGGCGCUGCAGAAACCUUUAGACCACUUGAGAGACUUGUGGGCCCUAUUGCAUGUGAAAGGCAUGGAAGUUGUAAUUGAGUCUACGUAGCUGCUUUUAUUGUUUUUGGUAAUUUUUUUCUCUCCAUUUCGUGUUGCAGACAAUUUAAUUUGUUCAAAUAUUCAGAAUCGUUACAGUUCAAUAUUUAAAGGUCAGGUUAGUAAGUUGUUUCUGAAACACUUUUUUAUCUUCUUCUUCUCUUUCUCUUCACGAUACAGUUGAUAGAUACAGUUGAUAGAUACAGUUUUUUAAGAAGAUGGUGUCUGUGACCCUCACAGGACAAAUUAACAUGACCGCUCAUUUUAUUUGGACCAAAUGAAAUGAUUGGCUGGAGAACGUCUGUGUCACAAACAUACCUGAGAGACGUAAACCACUGAAAAAGAGACGAUAGCCAGAAGUUAGCGAGCGAGUUACAGAAAAGUGGUCUUCUAGCGUCCGUCAGACAGUUGCACCUUCAUCAGUUUUGUCGACGGAUGCAUCGGUUGCAGUUUUCUUUGCCUUCUCUCACUAGCUUUUCCAGGAUGACCUGCCUGACGUUUAAUGACAAAAAAAGCAAAUUUUUCUUUUUGGUGUCAUGAGAAUGUUGCUCUUUGCAGAGUGUGAAACAUUUUGUAUUAGUCAUCUUUUAAUUUUUUUGUGAAGUACCCCAAAACUCAACUCUGAAAGUUAGAAUAAGAAUAAACUUUAUUAGAUAUUAAAUUUUGGUUCAGAUUCAGCGAUCCUCCAUACACACCAAUUACCUUUUUUAUCUCCAGUUUUCUGCAUGAAUAAUUUUGCCAGAGAUUUUCUUGAAGACAGAAUGAAGCACCGGAUCGGUUCCUCGUGGCGGUCAUUGGUGUGGAAGACUUACUGGUUAACUGAAGGACGCUAACGAAUGGCAGCGUCUCCACAGGCUGAAAGACUCAUACCUCUGUGAUAACAUCAACUAAUCCACUGAUGUUUCUGCAAUGCGUUCAGCUGCUUCCUGCUUCAUUAGUGGCCAUGUUGCUGUUGAUCAGCUUAAGAAAAACAUCUACAACCCUGGACAGUAUUUUUUGGAUGAUCACAUGAUUUCAGUUAAAAAAGACUUUCUCAGUUUUAGUUUUAUUUUCUAAAUGUUUGAAGGGAAAGAGUGGGGGGGGUCUGUCUGAAAUCCCUUCCUAUUAACUGUAUCGUGCUCCAUCCCCUAUUGCCCUAUGACAUUUUGAGUGUGGCUAAGGCUACAUCCACACUAGAUGAUCUUAGUUUUACUACACAUCACAGUUGCCGCAGAUUGUCGAGUGCUUAAAACCGGGAAGUUAUGAAACGCUGUUGGACACUCUCGGGCUGCGUUGUAGACCGGACGUGCAAAAAUGGAGACGACGCAGACACCUGCAUUUUUCUUUGUCCGUGGUAUUUUCUGUAAUGAAGCAACCAACUGCAGAUUAGACAAUCCUCUUCCUGUUUUCACCGACACACACAUGCCCAGUGUACAUAAUUGGUCACGUGUUAGUACUGACAGUGAUUGUACCUGAUGAGGAGAGUGUGUGGACAGAGAUCACUUUAGUUUUAAAACACGGUUUUUAAAAGGAAACACAUCGUUUUAAAUGUAGCCUAUAUAUGUCUAGUAAUAAACGAUUGAGUGUCCAUUAUUAGGGAGGAGUGAAUGAGGGAGGGAUUUCAGACACAGCUUUGAUAUUUAACUUAAUCAUUAACCUGACUCAGGAAACAGUGCACUCCCUCUUUCCUUGGUCAAAUGUCUUUAAUGCAGGUGCUGCAUUUGACUCUACUUUUGUUUUUUAUGGUUCCGAACAAAGUGUGGUUAUUUUUAGGAAACCAGCCUCUGGGAUUCAAGUCAAACCAGCUCAGUACAAAUGAGAUGUUAGGAUGUACCUCCUGCUCACGUUCUAAUACUGGAUACGAUUCUUUUGCUUUAGCUGCUGUACAGACUUUUCUUGAACCUGGAUUUGAGCUCGGGAGACGUCAGUCUCACUUUGUUGACAUUUCUACUUUGACAUGGUGACUUGUCAUAGGAAAGCCCAUUUGUUCUGUGUACUGUAUGCUCAUGAGCCACUACAGAAUGUCUAGCAUACAUG